AUGACAGCUAUGACAAACUCAACAACCAGCACCAUGUGUGGCUACUACGGAAACUACUACGGAGGCCGUGGCUAUGGAUGCUGUGGCUAUGGUGGCCUGGGCUAUGGCUAUGGAGGCCGUGGCUAUGGAUGCUGUGGUUAUGGAGGCCUAGGCUAUGGCUAUGGUGGCCGUGGCUAUGGAUGCUGUGGCUAUGGAGGCCUGGGCUAUGGAUAUGGUGGCCUGGGCUGUGGCUAUGGCUCCUGCUAUGGCUCUGGCUACCGUGGUCUGGGCUGUGGCUAUGGCUGUGGUUAUGGCUAUGGAUGCGGUUCUGGCUUUGGCUACUAUUGA
Messenger RNA from Sorex fumeus (smoky shrew), 327 nucleotides. RefSeq names its product keratin-associated protein 6-1-like. Gene Ontology annotation, biological process: keratinization. The coding region runs from base 1 to 327 and encodes 108 amino acids. The record is from RefSeq and is a predicted model, not a curated record. NCBI's taxonomy places the organism in Eukaryota, Metazoa, Chordata, Mammalia, Eulipotyphla, Soricidae. The transcript is spliced from 2 exons.